Molecule: messenger RNA, 799 nt
Organism: Exaiptasia diaphana
Lineage: Eukaryota; Metazoa; Cnidaria; Anthozoa; Actiniaria; Aiptasiidae
Product: transcription factor LBX2-like
Exons: 2
Coding region: 13-786 (257 amino acids)
Biological process (GO): regulation of transcription by RNA polymerase II; cell differentiation
Cellular component (GO): nucleus
Molecular function (GO): RNA polymerase II cis-regulatory region sequence-specific DNA binding; DNA-binding transcription factor activity, RNA polymerase II-specific
Source: RefSeq, a predicted model, not a curated record
UACAGUCCCAUAAUGGAAUUGCAAAAUAUUUGCUCCAUUAGCGAGGUUAAGCGUUUUACGCCUUUCAGCGUUGACGAUUUGUUGCCUGUUCCGUACAGUCAAACCUCUCCAGCAAGUUCAAGCGAAGGCUCUCCUAAUUCAAAAGCAUCUUCCAGCCAGCACUCGAGCCCACAAACUUCCUCUGAAAGUGAUACUUCAUGUGAUACAGACUCACUCACACCAAAGUCAAUGCCUCGUUUUUCACCGAAACUACAACCGACAAGAAAGAACCGAACGUCUUUUACAAAUGGCCAAGUUCUUGAAAUGGAAAGAAUGUUCGAGAGAAAGCAAUAUCUCGAGGCUAAUGACCGUCAUCUGCUAGCAGUGAGAAUUGGAAUAACCGAAACACAAGUAAAAACAUGGUUUCAGAACCGAAGAAUGAAGAGAAAAAGAAAACGAACCGAAGAAACACAGUAUUACACAAAACUGGCUUUCGCGAACCGAUUAGCCAGCGGUCUUCCCCAACCUGGUAUUCAUGGCUACCAGCCACCUCUUCAUCCAAGUAUGCUAUCAUUUCCUAAUUURGAAACAGCAAGAUUUUCCACUGAUUUMUCAGCAUUGCAGCCUUUUUCUGUUCCGYCAUUUUAUCCUGGAGUUGAGAUUCCAUCCGAGGUCCCAGGCUCAAGAUUUAUUUGCCCGCCUCUUUGUGGCGAGUGCCCUGGUACCGACUGCAAUGCCAUUCCACGGUACAGCUAUCCCUCAAUGCCGAUGGUGUGUCCUCCACAAGAUUAUGCGAUUCCUCGUUAAGUAAUGAAGAUUA